This is a messenger RNA of Girardinichthys multiradiatus, 4741 nucleotides long. RefSeq names its product PWWP domain containing 2A (gene pwwp2a). Bases 1060 to 3621 code for a protein of 853 amino acids. Gene Ontology annotation, molecular function: chromatin binding; histone binding. Gene Ontology annotation, cellular component: nucleus. Lineage: Eukaryota; Metazoa; Chordata; Actinopteri; Cyprinodontiformes; Goodeidae. The transcript has 2 exons. The record is from RefSeq and is a predicted model, not a curated record.
CCUAAAGGAAUUCAAUUCAAUUUCUUUUUUUCUAGAGAUCCAAUUCACAACAAAUGUCAUAUCAAGAGUCUGACCCAUCUUCUAUACAGAAAUACAGACAUUUCGAUUUAAUAGAACACAUUUAAAUUCUAAUUUGAUCCUAGUUAUUAAACAUUUAAUCAAGUUGAGUUUAAUAUUACUGUAUGUAUAAAAAAAAGUUUCAUCCUAAGAAAACCCAGCCAACUACAUCUACCCACUGACUUUGCAGCAAUCCCUCCGCUUGAGCAUUCAUAAGGCGGCAGUGAAAAGGAAUGACUCCGUUAUAAAAGUAAUAAAACCUUCUUCCAGACCAGAACCUUGCUUAUUUUGAGCAGCCUUCUGCCGCUACAAAGGGGUUUGAAAACACAGAGCAGAUACACAAAAAAACUUAGAGGUACUGAUCCACGAGUACUUUUUAUGUUUAAGAAAAAGUAGAGUUGAUGGGAAUGGUAUCUCCUUUAGUGGCUUCAUCUAAGAGAGAAACACACCUAAACAGAUCCGAGCCAGGAGGAAGAUGUCUGAGAUGAAUAAAGAAGCAAAUAUCGUUGGAGGUAGCAGUAGCUAGAAGAGAAAAGUGGGCGAGAUGGGAGGAGACAGUCCAGAAAGGUCCAAUCUUACUGUGUCAAUAACUAUUUAAAGUGGAAUAUCUUAAUAAAGCUGCAGGAUUAUGCACAGCCUAGAGUUCAUCGUGGUGACUUUGUUCAGACAUUUUAAAUGUUAGGGUCUCAGCAUCUGAACAGCUCUGAUAUGGCCCCAUCAGUCACGUGAUCCGCUCUGCUGCUGGAUCCUAACGGGUCUUCCCGCCUGAGAUCUGGAGUGUUUCAUGGAGGGAAGCUCCGACCACUUGGCGCUGCGUCUGUUUCACCGGCUGAGAAACGAUGCGGAGUCACAGACUCGAGCUGAAUUAACCAAUCACAGUCGUCACUCUGCCCCUAUAUAGUUAAUUGACAGGAGUUCGGACCAAUCAGAGAAGCUCCAGGUAGGAGUCCGCGGAGCAGGAAGGCGGGGCCUUAUCGCCACUCAGUAGAUCAACGGAACAAAAUGGCGGCCGUGGCUGCUGAGCCAGGAGCUGUGGUUCCGAGCACAACACGGUCAGAGGAUCCGCCAGAACCGGGACCGGGGAGGCCGGGGGACCAUGAGGUCCCGGCGGAGCCCAGCAAUUCCCCAGAAUCCAGUCCAGGCGGGAAUCCAGAGAACGGAGAAUCUGGGGAGGGCCGCCAUGUUGGUCCAGAGCAGAAGCCCGGGGCGGGACCGGUUUUACCCGGGACAGACAGAACCACAGAGGGUCAACUAGACCGGAGCCAAACCACAGAGGAUUUGCUGGACCGGAGCGGGUCCACAGACGAUUUGCUGGACCGGAGCGGGUCCACAGACGAUUUGCUGGACCGGAGCGGCGCCCACCUGGACCAAACCGCGAGCAAAGACGUUUCGGACCUCCCUGUGGACCGCAGCGGGUCUGAUAGGGUCUUUCCUGGAUUGCUGAGCUCAGAGAGUACCAGUAGCUAUCGAACCAUCUCCCUGGACCCGCAACCCCCCGCAGUGUUUCUGCACUCGGUCCCGGACCCCGCUUCGGUCUCCGAGGCCGGUCUUUCCCUGGCUGAACCGGCAGAACCUACAGAGACCACGGAACUGGACCGGUGCUAUACGAUUUUGGACCAAGAAGAGCUGGGGUCUGGACCUACGGAGGAUUCCGUUUUGGACGAGGAUCCACAACCUGGUACCAGGUUUCGUAAGAGCUCAGCGAAACACGAGAAUGGCUCCGGGUCGGAACCGAGGUCCCUGCUGGACCUAAGUCCUGGUACAGAGGUCCGGGUCAGCCUGGAGCACGUGAUCGAUGACGCGCUGGUGGUGUCAUUCCGGCUGGGGGAGCAGGUCUUCUCAGGGGUUCUGAUGGACGUGUCCAAAAGGUUCGGACCGUACGGUAUACCCAUCACCAUGUUUCCCAGACGUAAUGACCGCGGUCGUCCUCUAGUGUCUCUGCAGACAGUUACCGCUGGCAGCGAGCUGUCCACCAACCAGGAAGAGGCUUCUGUCGUUUCUGUCAUCCCUUCCCACCCCCAACCAUGGAGCUCCAAACCACCUCCACUGUUCCAGGAAGGGGCGCCAUACCCUCCUCCUCUGUUCAUCAGGGACACCUACAACCAGGCCUUACCUCAGCCACCACCACGCAAAAUCAAACGGCCAAAACGUCGCUACCGCUGUGAAGAGCCCACUUCCAUCAUGAACGCCAUCAAGCUCCGCCCACGGCAGGUUCUGUGUGACAAGUGUAAAGGUGUUGUGGCGUCAGGGAGUCACAGGGAGGCACGGCGAGGUUCGGUGGACCUGCGGAGCGAGGAGGCAUCACGACGGCGGCGACCCACAGACGUUCCGAUGUCCUCUGAGUUGAAACGUCUGAAGAUUGACGACAAGUCAGGACGCAGCGCUGCUGACAAACGCUCGUCAGGGAUACAAGUGACAUCCUCUUCUCGCCGUGUGGUUUCAUCCUCAGCAGCUUCAUCCAGCCAGAUGCGCCUGAAGUUAAACUCUAAGAAGGUCUUGACCAAAGGCUCUGACCUCCCCAACAACCGCAAGGUUCUGCAGAAGCUGGCACCACACCACCGGCCCAAAGACCAGAACCAGGACCACAGCAAGGCAGUGACUCGGGCUGCUGCACUGCAAAACCACAGUCAGAAGGUUCACUUCACCCGUCGCCUGCAACACCUGAGCAGCACUGCUAUCAGCACACCACUGCCGCCCAGAAUGCGCCUCAAACCUCAAAGGUACCGUACCGAAGAACCAGCACCAUGCGCCACCUCUGAGUCAUCACCUAAGCCUGCCACAAGCCCCACCCACACACCUCCAUCUCCUGUCACAGCUCCUCCUACAGCACCUCCUCCCCCGUGUGCAGGCACUGUCACUAUAGAAACGAAUGAGAACGAAGGGGUGCAGGAAGGAGCUGGCUGGCAGGAGGUGGAGCCCCCUCCACCUUCCUCCUCCUCUUAUUCCUUAGACUCCUCCCACUCAGAGUGCAGCUCCACAGAGACCUAUGACCUCCCUCCUCCUGGAGGCCUGCCCUCCUCUUCCUCCGGCCCCACACCUACACCUCCUUCUUCCUCCACCAAGUUAGUUCCUCGCUGCCAACCAUCUUUGUCCCCUGCUCCACCUACAGCUGAAGGUGAGGACGAGGAGGAAGGAGGUGACAUGAAGCGGCGUAGGAAGUUGUCCACGUCCUCCUCCUCCUCGUCUUCAUCCUCUUCGUCGGUCUUCUCCAAAUCAGUAUCCAAGUGUCUGUUGCCAGACGGCCGCACUGUGUGUGUCGGUGACAUCGUCUGGGCCAAGAUCUACGGCUUCCCCUGGUGGCCGGCGCGCGUGCUGGGUAUCACUGUGGCACGUCGCGGUGACACGGGACUGGCAGUGCGGCAGGAAGCGCGGGUCUCCUGGUUUGGCUCUCCGACCACCUCCUUUCUGCCGCUUGCUCAGCUCUCGCCAUUCCUCGAGACAUUUCAGUCACGCUUUGACAAGAAGAGGAAGGGGCCGUACCGUCGCGCCAUUGCAGAGGCCGCCAGUGCCGCCAAACAGCUUACACCCGAGGUCCGCGCGCUGCUUACGCAGUUCGAGACGUAACAUAGGCCCCGCCCCUAUUACACAGGCCCCCGCCCCUAACAUGAGGUGGGAGGAGCCAAACCCAGACUGAUAAAGACUGUUUCCUGUGUGGAGAGGAGGGGAGGAGCCUCACAUGGCAGGGGGCGGUGCUUGUAUCUUCCACCUGUCAGGUGGCAGCAUUUCAGCUCGCUUCACAUUUCGUUUUGUAAACUGAUGUCAUCAUUCCGUUGACCUGUUGCAUUCUAACUCUAAUUCAGGAGAUUCUCAUUGAUGAUAGGCCGACAGAGUUGACAUCAUAAUGACCUCACUCUUUUAUCAGACCUCCUGAUACAAACACUAAUAACUCAUCUGUCUCCAUAAUGUUGAGGUUAUUGAUCAAAAUGGCUGACAGUUUAAUUUCUUUAUUUUUCGAUGAUGCUGUGGCGCCCCCUUCAGGGAGGCUCGUUGGGUCAACUGUGGCUUGAAAUGCUGGCACGCUGACAUCGCUUCCUGUUGGGUUUUGACUGAAAAUAUUUGUACUUUCUUUUGAAGUUCUGUUUAGACAUUUAACUGUGAAAAUGAGUGUGGUCCAAACUGAGGCUGGGUGUCCAAAACGUGUUUGAGAGACGGAGAUACCUGUCCUAGGUGUUCCAUACACCAUCACAGCUGCUCUUUGAUUGGCUUCAAAAAUCAGUUGAGUUAAUUGGUCAGGUCCCAGUAAGUCUGGUCAGGUAUCCAUAAACUGGACCUGGUCUCUGUAAACAGAGUCGGGUUCUUAUUAAUCAGGUCAGCCCUCUGUAAGCAGGGUGUCGUGUGCUGAUCCCACAGAUGAUUUAUCUACGAUCAACGGUCUUUACAUUUCUUCCUGUUUUGAUAACGUUGAAGUUCAGAGAUGUUUUGUGCAGAUGAUGGCCUGAUCUCUCUCUCACUCACUCUGUGUUUGGAAGCCCUGAGCUUGAGUUCAUGGACUGAGGGGCACGUAGGACAGGUAGGACACACUGACUGUUAGACAGACGAGGGUGAUGAAGGUGGAUUUUCUCUCUCUGCUGUGUUACUGUCGGACUCUUUUUACCGUCUGUUUGCAGAUCAGAGAUUCUGAACCAGUGUACAUGUUUUUCUCCUGUUUUAAAUCUGUUAAUAAACUGUCAAGCUGCUCUUUGAA